UUCCUGGAUACCUACGAGACCCGACUGCGUGACUCCGUGACGUGGAAGUGGGAAGCGCUUCUGCGCAGACAGCCCGGGAGACGGACGGUGAAGUGGCUGCAUAUAAUAUCCGUGGAAAAGGUCUGAGAGAAGUGUGGAACAGCUCCCGUUUUACUCGCUUUUCUUGUGUUUUUUUUAUUAACGUUCCCGGUGUACCAAAGCGCCGCUUGACGUUCGCGCCCGAGCACCUUUCAACCGGAUUGGAGAUCCGCAUGUUCAUCUUUUAUUAGUCCUACCCUUUGGACACUUGGAUUAUGGUCGUCCUGUCUUAUGUGAAUGGUUGAAAGAGUCGCCCGGAGGUCCUCGUCUCAAGAUGGGCUCCGUCUUUCGGAGUGAAGAGAUGUGCCUGGCGCAGCUGUUCUUACAGUCCGGUUCGGCGUACGACUGCAUCAGCGAGCUGGGCGAGCUCGGCCUGGUGGAGUUCCGAGAUCUCAAUCCCAAUGUAACAUCUUUUCAACGGAAGUAUGUUGGGGAAAUAAAAAAAUGUGAAGAAAUGGAACGCAUCUUGGGUUAUUUGCUGAGGGAAAUUAAGAAAGCAGACAUCCUACUUCCAGCUGAAGAAGUUACCCCUGUGGCCCCGGUUCCUAAAAAUGUGCUGCUGAUUAUGGAGCAACUACAAAAGCUUGAAGUUGAGAUAAAAGAGGUAACCAAGAACAAGGAGAAACUGCAGAAGAACCUGUUGGAGCUGACAGAGUACACUCACAUGCUUAGAAUCACGAAGAACUUCAUCCAGAGGACUGCUGAGCAAGAGCCAUCGCACCUUCAGUAUGAAGAAUUUCCCUCUCUGGAGAAGGACUACUUGGUGGACUAUUCAAAUAUGCAGAGGAUGGGAGCCAAACUAGGGUUUGUGUCCGGCUUAAUCCACAGAGUAAAAAUUGAAGCUUUUGAAAAAAUGCUGUGGAGAGUGUGCAAAGGCUACACCAUCCUCAGUUAUUCGGAGAUUGACGAGUACAUUCAAGACUAUGACACAGGGGAAAUUACAAAGAGUGUUGUGUUUUUAGUUUCUUAUUGGGGUGAACAAAUCGGACAGAAGGUGAAGAAGAUAUGCGAUUGUUAUCACUGCCACAUCUAUCCAUAUCCCAGCAACAGUGAUGAGAGGAAAGAAGUCGUUGAAGGGCUGAAGACUCGUAUUCAGGAUCUACACACUGUUUUAAACAGGACUGAAGAUUAUCUGAAACAAGUCUUAUGUAAGGCCUCAGAGUCCAUUUACACCUGGGUGAUCCAGAUUAAAAAGAUGAAGGCUAUCUAUCACAUCCUGAACUACUGCAGCUUUGAUGUCACUAAUAAGUGUCUCAUUGCAGAGGUCUGGUGCCCAGUGAAUGACCUCGCAUCUUUACGCCGAGCACUUGAAGAAGGAUCAAGAAAAAGCUCAGCAACUGUCCCAUCCUUUGUGAAUCGAAUCCCAACCACAGAGACGCCCCCCACUCUCAUCCGCACAAACAAGUUCACCUCAGGAUUCCAGAACAUUGUUGAUGCCUAUGGAGUUGGUAACUACAGAGAAGUCAAUCCAGCCCCGUACACUAUUAUCACAUUUCCUUUCCUUUUUGCUGUCAUGUUUGGGGACCUUGGACAUGGAAUAUUAAUGUUCUUAUUCUCUCUCUGGAUGGUGAUCUUUGAAAAUAGUCCUAAACUAAAGAAAAAUGGCGGAGAGAUCUGGAAUACUUUCUUUGAUGGCAGAUACAUCAUCCUGUUGAUGGGCCUCUUCUCAGUUUAUACUGGCCUAAUCUACAAUGACUGCUUUUCAAAGUCUUUAAAUAUAUUUGGCUCUGGAUGGAGUGUGAAAGCCAUGUUUAAAGAAAACCAUUGGAGGUUUGAAGAUCUUUCAAAUGGCUACUUAUCCCUUGAUCCUAAUGUCACGGGUGUCUUCAAUGGACCAUAUCCUUUUGGCAUUGAUCCGAUCUGGAACAUGGCAAAUAACAAGCUUAGUUUUCUGAACUCUUACAAAAUGAAAAUGUCAAUCGUCCUGGGUGUUGUUCACAUGACAUUUGGAGUCAUUCUGGGACUCUUCAAUCAUUUGCAUUUCAGAAAGAAGUAUAACAUCUACCUGGUAUUUCUCCCUGAGCUCCUCUUCAUGCUCUGCCUUUUUGGGUACCUUGUGUUUAUGAUCAUAUAUAAAUGGCUGGCAUUUUCAGCUGAAAACUCCAGGCACGCUCCAAGCAUCCUUAUUAAUUUCAUCAACAUGUUCCUUGUCAAUGGAGGGGAUGGUGUUGAGACUUUGUACCCUGGUCAGAUAGGACUGCAGGUGUUCCUGAAGGUGGUCGCCUUCUCAUCUGUCCCUGCUUUGUUUCUGGGCAAGCCUCUGUACUUGUACUGGAUGCACAAUGGAGGCAAAGGAUUUGGAGCAUACAGAGGUGGUUAUGAGUUGGUGCGCAGAGGAAGUGAAGAAGAGCUGUCACUAUUGAGAUCUCAUGAUAUGGAAGAAGGACUAAGCCACAGUGAUCAUGGGAUAAACAGAGACACAGAAACAGAGGAGUUUGAUUUUGGAGAGACUUUCAUGCACCAAGCAAUUCACAGCAUCGAGUACUGCCUUGGCUGCAUCUCAAAUACUGCCUCUUACCUCCGCCUCUGGGCCCUCAGCCUUGCUCAUGCUCAGUUGUCUGAAGUUUUAUGGGCAAUGGUGAUGAGGAUUGGUCUCAAAGUCGACACCAGCUUCGGAAUUGUAUUACUAAUUCCAGUAUUUGGAAUUUUUGCUGUACUAACUGUGGUGAUUCUCCUUAUUAUGGAAGGACUUUCUGCUUUCCUUCAUGCACUGCGAUUGCACUGGGUGGAGUUCCAGAGCAAAUUCUACACUGGUGCUGGGGUCAAAUUUGUUCCCUUCUCCUUUAAAUUGUUGUCCUACAGCUUUGAAUAUGAUGGACUUCACUGAAAUAUCAUACAGUUUCAGCUGAAAUGUGAACAUUUGAGAACUGACAUGGCCUGCCUGAACUGCUUUUGUUUUAAAAGAGGAAGAGAGGCAAGCAUUUUGUCUUAUACUGAACCUCACGGCUGUACAGAUUUUGUACAAAACGAAGUUGCUGCACUGAUGACCUUAUUCAAGCUGGUUUUGUCCAUAUUUGAGAUCUGGAAUCUCUACUGCUGAAAUCCAUCUUUCAUCAUUGAUCAUUUUUGCUGCCAUUUUUUAUUAAUUUUGAAAAGAAUAGGCUUAUUCUUAAUUUAGGGAUGGGGAUAGAGCUAUAUUUUUACAGAGGAAUACAAAGUCAUUUGUUUAAUAAUUCCAUAAUCUAAUUAGAAUGUUUUCUUUUUUUUUUUAAUUAGAUACCCAUCUAAGAUUGUUAGAACAUCAGCAGACCCGGUCUUUAUUAGAUGAAGACAAUCCCAGAGUAACGUGUUCUGUAAAUAACUUGUAAUUAGCACAUACUUUGCAGCUGCCAUUUUAAAGGGUUUUAUAACAUUUUAUUCUUUACCUGAUAAGUUAAUAUAUUUCAAUAUUUUAAUUGUAGUCCACAGUGAUACUUGUGUGACCCGCUCUUUCUGAAUACACUCAUUUUGUCUUCCUUUUCAAAAAAACCUGCCAUUUGAAUUUGAGGCUUCACAGCGUAAAAUAAUGGCUUCCAUUUUUUAUUUUUAUAAUAAAGUCAACCAAUGUAACUGGCGUCUUUAGCACAUAGAUUUAAACCACCAAAAAUUGCACUAAUUUUCCAAUUUUUUUUAAGAACUGUUUAUUGAAUGUAGCAGAGGGGGAGAUGGAUUUCAAGCAUUCCGAUAUCAUGGUAUGGAUGCCCCACCAUCAGUCGAGUAUACCGUAUUUCACCAAGUAGGCUGUGGUUUUGUAGAAAAUAAUUUUCAGAUACAGGUAAAAGUUUACAACCCUAAUGGGUUUUAUAUGGAUCCAAUUAUGUGAAAUGUUGCUGUAUCUUGUGAAAGGUAUACUGUAAUUACUGUACUGUUGGAUUCUGGCUUCAGGUAAGCUGUGGUAAAAAAACAAAGUCUCUGUCUUGCAGCUCAGCAAUUAAAGAUGAUGUGUGUUGUGUGCCUGUACAUGGCAAGGAGAGAGAGAUUUUCAAUCUUUUUUCAUUGCUAACAAGUGGUACACAUAAAGAAACAAUGUGCCAUAUGAUGGUUUUAUUUGCUCAGAGCUGGUGGCCUAUGUGUUGCUGCUGUACAUCCUCCAUAAGCUAACAUACAUGCCUUUUAUACAGCGUAAAUGGUGUCCACCUUUUCAAAACAAAGUGCACUUGUUCUGUUCUUUGAUUGCAACAAUCUCUUUAAAAACAGAGAUGAAAACUAAACCAAUGUCAAAAUUAAAAACUAUUUAAACCCAUGAAA
This is a messenger RNA of Erpetoichthys calabaricus (reedfish), 4305 nucleotides long. RefSeq names its product V-type proton ATPase 116 kDa subunit a 2-like. NCBI's taxonomy places the organism in Eukaryota, Metazoa, Chordata, Cladistia, Polypteriformes, Polypteridae. Gene Ontology annotation, cellular component: plasma membrane; vacuolar proton-transporting V-type ATPase complex; vacuolar proton-transporting V-type ATPase, V0 domain. The transcript is spliced from 20 exons. Gene Ontology annotation, biological process: vacuolar acidification; proton transmembrane transport. Gene Ontology annotation, molecular function: ATPase binding; proton-transporting ATPase activity, rotational mechanism. Bases 353 to 2905 code for a protein of 850 amino acids. The record is from RefSeq and is a predicted model, not a curated record.